AACGAGGGUCUAAAUUAAGAGAAAUAGAAAAAUCCGAAAUAUGAUCUUAAUAAUAAUGGGACUCAUGAUCUCAGAAGAUUCGUUUAAUCAUGAUUUUGUCAUUCCACACUACGCCUCGCUUGUUUUCACUACAAAGCCCGCCGGAACUCGGACACAGACACAGUUGAAUCUGCAAGUCAAUGAAGGCCGUAGUGAUAACAGUCCUAGGUGGACCCGAGGUCCUCCAACUACAACAAGUCGAAGACCCAGAACUCAAAGACGGCGAGGUCCUCAUCAAAGUCGAGGCGGCGGCGCUGAACAAGCUCGACGCGUUUCAGAGGCAAGGAGUGUUCGCACCACCUCCGGGUGCUAGUCCCUACCCUGGUCUCGAAUGUUCCGGAACCAUCGAGGCCGUCGGAGAACACGUGUCACGCUGGAAAGUCGGCGAUCAGGUGUGUGCUCUACUUAGUGGAGGAGGGUAUGCCGAGAAGGUGGCUGUUCCGGCAGGACAGGUUCUUCCGGUUCCACCUGGUAUUUCUUUGAAGGAUGCUGCAAGCUUUCCUGAAGUGGCGUGCACUGUUUGGUCCACUAUUUUUAUGAUUAGCCGGCUAUCUUCCUGUGAAAUACUUUUGAUUCAUGGGGGCUCUAGCGGAAUUGGUACAUUUGCGAUUCAGAUGGCUAAAUACUGGGGAGCUAGGGUGUUUGUCACAGCAGGUAAUGAAGAAAAGUUAGCAGCUUGUAAGGAUCUUGGUGCUGAUGUAUGUAUCAAUUACAAGACAGAGGACUUUGUUGCACGCGUAAAGGAAGAAACAGGUGGCAAAGGUGUUGAUGUCAUCUUGGAUAGCCUCGGGCAAGCCUAUUUUCAGCGAAACCUUGACAGCUUAAAUUUUGAUGGGAGGCUUUUUCUCAUUGGGACAAUGAGUGGCUCUGUCACAGAAUUGGAUCUCCGUGUGGUGCUUUCAAAGCGCCUUACCAUCCAAGCGGCUGGUUUGCGAGUCAGAAGUCCAGAAAACAAAGCAGUAAUAAUUAGGGAGGUGGAGGACCAUGUGUGGCCUGCAAUUGUGGCUGGCAAGGUGAAACCUGUGAUCUACAAGCAUUUCCCUUUGUCUGAAGCUGCAGAGGCUCACCAGUUAUUGGAAAGUAGCCAGCAUAUUGGAAAGAUUCUACUUUUUCCGUGAUGAUAUGAUUGUUAGGGUGUAUUUAAGCAAACAACAUGCUUAGACCUCAUGAAUAAAAGGUUAUUGUGCAUUUAUUGUUUCACUAUGUACUGCUGUGCUCUUACAUUCUGGGAUUAGUCUAUCAUUCAGUUGUAAUUUGGUGCUUCAUGCCCUCCCAUGGAUUUUUGUAACUUUGAUUCAUCUUAGUAACCGGUGAUAAUG
This is a messenger RNA of Rosa rugosa (rugosa rose), 1358 nucleotides long. RefSeq lists its product as uncharacterized. The record is from RefSeq and is a predicted model, not a curated record. Lineage: Eukaryota; Viridiplantae; Streptophyta; Magnoliopsida; Rosales; Rosaceae. The transcript is spliced from 6 exons. Gene Ontology annotation, molecular function: oxidoreductase activity. Bases 180 to 1157 code for a protein of 325 amino acids.